AUGGACGAGAAUAUCGCUCAGAAACUACGAAAUGUUCAAACGACAGCUAUUUAUUUAUUUUUUUUGCCUUUUGAACCAAAUGAGUUAACUAAGCGCUAUGGUUUUAUCAAAUUUGAUGAAAAUAUAGAUGAUACUACUGCACGUCUUUCACAAUAUAUAGGGUUAAGUCUUAAUACAAAUGCUACAACAGUUGUUAAAUUUAUGCAAAAAGGUUGGCUUUUACCAAAACCUGAUUUAAUUAUAUCUAUAACUGGUGGAGCAAAAAAUUUUGAUAUGUCAACACGUCUUAGAAAGAUUUUUCAAAGUGGUUUAGUUUCUGCUGCUAUUACGACAAAUGCAUGGUUAAUUACAGCUGGAACAAAUGCUGGUGUUGUUAAAGAGGUUGGUGAAGCUCUUAAUAAAUAUCGUUAUAAAAAUCGAAAAAAUGAUGUUGAUGUACCAUGUAUUGGUAUUGGUAAUUGGGGUUAUACUACAGAAAAUGAACAACUUGAUUGUCAAUCGACAACUUUUUCUAUAGAUGUGAGUACUACAAAAGAAAUACCUCCAUCCAUGAGACAUCAUCUUAAUAAAAUAACACAUUCUACUCGUAUGGGUAAUGAUGAUCAAUAUGCAGUUGGACAUUAUACUGUUAAAGAAAAGCAAGAGAAACGAUGUGAUUUAGAACCAAAUCAUACUCAUUUUUUAUUAUUUGAUGAUGGACAACCAAAUGCUGAUACUAUUCUACCAUUACGAGCAGAAAUUGAAAAAUAUUGUCGAAAUAGGAGCAUAGAUACUGCUACAGACGGAGCAAUUGAAUCAUUGAUACCUAUUGUUAUGGUUUUGGUUGAAGGUGGUCUAUCAUCGAUUCGAACAAUUUGUGAGGCACUUGAUUCGAAUACGCCAGUUGUUGUUAUCAAAGAAUCAGGUCGUGUUGCUGAUCUUAUUGCUGAAUUACAUACUUAUUAUACGGAAAGCACGAAUGGUAAUGAUAAUGUUUAUCCUACACGACUACAAACCUGUUCAGCUAAAAGUGGUUCAAAAGAAACAAAGAUCAAUAAGAUUUUGACUAAAGCACAAGCUACUAUUACAGGGCUCCAUGAAGUUAUAGAUAAUCUAUGUCAAGUAUUACAUGAACGUAAACAAUUAGUGACAAUUUUUAAAUUUGAUAGUAAUCGACAUCAUGGAAAUCUUGAAGAUGCUAUUCUAGAAUCUUUGUUUAAUGCUACAAAAUUUUCUGAUGAUCACAUUGAACGAAAUCGUCGAACAGCAGAACUUAAAUUAGCUAUAGCUUGGCAUAAAUUUAAUUAUACUCAAAAAUAUCUUCUUACUGAUACGAAAAUAUCUAAAUGGAAAGAAGAUGAUCUACAUCGUACUCUUGUUGAUACACUUCAUCGUGGUCAUGUUGAUUUUGUUGAAUUACUCAUUGAAUUUGGUACAUCACUAGAAAAAUUGACAAAUGGAGAUCUUAAACAACUUCAUGCAACAACAUUGACUAAUAAUCGAUUACCACAUAAAGGCAAAGAAAAAAUGCUAUAUGAUAAUACAAAUAAGAAUAAUAAUUUUUUAUUAUUAGAUGAUAAUAUGUCAUUAGGUAAAGGCGCUCCACAGGAAUUAUUUUUAUGGGCUCUUUUUCUUAAUCGAUUGAAACUUGCAACAUACCUUUGUUCCAAAACUUGGAAUUCAUUAGUAGCAUCAUUAUUUGGUGCAUUAAUCUAUCGACGUGCAGCAAGUUUAGAACUUGACGUUGAUAUAAAACAAUAA
Molecule: messenger RNA, 1740 nt
Organism: Rotaria sordida
Lineage: Eukaryota; Metazoa; Rotifera; Eurotatoria; Philodinida; Philodinidae
Source: the annotation of a GenBank genome assembly